Nicotiana tabacum (common tobacco) is the source of this 771-nucleotide messenger RNA. NCBI's taxonomy places the organism in Eukaryota, Viridiplantae, Streptophyta, Magnoliopsida, Solanales, Solanaceae. The record is from RefSeq and is a predicted model, not a curated record.
AUGAAGGAUUUGGGAGAGCUAAAGUUCUUUUUUGGUAUUGAAUUUGCAAGAUCACAUAAGGGAAUCCUCAUGAACCAAAGGAAGUAUGCAUUGGAACUCGUGUCAGAAUGUGGCCUAGGAGGAGCAAAGCCAAGCAUCUCCCCUUUGGACCAGAAUAUGAAACUUACUAGUGUGGAAUAUGACAAGCUUUUUGAUAAGCAAGGACAUGACACAGAGCUUGAAGACAUCAGACUGUAUCAGAGACUUAUAGGGAGACUCUUAUAUUUGGAAAUCACAAGGCGAGAUAUUUCAUAUGCAGUCCAAGUUCUCAGUCAGUUUAUGAAUGCACCACAACAGUCUCAUUAUGAUAUAGCAUUGAGGGUAGUGAAAUAUAUCAAGAACUGUCCAGGACAAGGUUUGUUGAUGAGUAGCAAACGGAGUAGGAAGGUGUCUACAUUUUGUGAUGUAGACUGGGCAUCCUGCUCAGUGACUAGGAAGUCUGUUACAGGCUUUUGCAUAAAACUUGGAGACUCCAUGAUUUCUUGGAAAUCCAAGAAACAGAGCACAGUUUCAAGAAUUUCAGCAGAGGUCGAGUAUAGAAGCAUGGCAAACAUUGUAGCUGAGUUAACUUGGAUUAAUGGACUACUGGAAGAAUUAGGAAUGCAAGUUGAUCUGCCUAUGGAGUUGUACUGUGAUAACAAAGCAGCUAUACAGAUUGCUUCAAAUCCAAUGUAUCAUGAGCGCACAAAGCACAUAAAGAUUAACUGUCACUUCAUUAGAGAAAAACUAUAA